CCAUCCCUUCAGGAGCACAUCAGUCCUGAGCCAUCCCUUCAGGAGCACAUCAGUCCUGAGCCAUCCCUUCAGGAGCACAUCAGUCCUGAGCCAUCCCUUCAGGAGCACAUCAGUCCUGAGCCAUCCCUUCAGGAGCACAUCAGUCCUGAGCCAUCCCUUCAGGAGCACAUCAGUCCUGAGCCAUCCCUUCAGGAGCACAUCAGUCCUGAGCCAUCCCUUCAGGAGCACAUCAGUCCUGAGCCAUCCCUUCAGGAGCACAUCAGUCCUGAGCCAUCCCUUCAGGAGCACAUCAGUCCUGAGCCAUCCCUUCAGGAGCACAUCAGUCCUGAGCCAUCCCUUCAGGAGCACAUCAGUCCUGAGCCAUCCCUUCAGGAGCACAUCAGUCCUGAGCCAUCCCUUCAGGAGCACAUCAUCAGCCCUGAGCCAUCCCUUCAGGAGCACAUCAGUCCUGAGCCAUCCCUUCAGGAGCACAUCAGUCCUGAGCCAUCCCUUCAGGAGCACAUCAGUCCUGAGCCAUCCCUUCAGGAGCACAUCAGUCCUGAGCCAUCCCUUCAGGAGCACAUCAGUCCUGAGCCAUCCCUUCAGGAGCACAUCAGUCCUGAGCCAUCCCUUCAGGAGCACACCAAUCCUGAGCCAUCCCCUUUAGAAGCACAUCAGCAGAGUAGCAGUUUUUUUGGCCUUCCACCCCUCCAACCAUCAAGCAGUCAAGGCCGCCAUGGGCGCCUUGAGGUGGCGAGCCCGAACUUGGGUGUUGUGCUAGGCCGCUUGCGUGCAGCUUCAAGUUGCACUCUCCGCACCUCCCUGUGUGGUGCAGCACAGCUAGGCCGGGGAAUCAGAGUCGCUCCCUCCACGCGCCUCACAUUCACUCUCUUGUUGCUCGUUUUGGGAUGCGCGUCGGCGGUACAGUAUGUGCUGCCUUGCUGCGACCUGCUGACGUCGUUGACGCGCGGGAAUGCGCUGCACAUUCCGCCGACGCUGCACAUUCCGCCGACGCUGCACAUUCCGCCGACGCUGCACAUUCCGCCGACGCUGCACAUUCCGCCGACGCUGCACAUUCCGCCGACGCUGCACAAUGCGCCCAAGCUGCAGAAUGCGCCGAAGAUGCAGAAUGCGCAGAAGCUGCAGAAUGCGCCGAAGCUGCAGAAUGCGCCGAAGCUGCAGAAUGCGCCGAUGCUGCAGAAUGCGCCGAAGUUGCAGAAUGCGCCGAUGCUGCAGAAUGCGCCGAAGCUGCAGAAUGCGCCGAAGCUGCAGAAUGCGCCGAAGCUGCAGAAUGCGCCGAAGCUGCAGAAUGCGCCGAAGCUGCAGAAUGCGCCGAAGCUGCAGAAUGCGCCGAAGCUGCAGAAUGCGCCGAAGCUGCAGAAUGCGCCGAAGCUGCAGAAUGCGCCGAAGCUGCAGAAUGCGCCGAUGCUGCAGGCUCGGAUGCUGGAGAGUCCGACUCGGCAGAUUCUGAUGCUGCACGUCGCGAUGCUGCAGAAUCCGACGUUGCAGCUGCAGUUUGCGAUUCGGCACAAUCGGCCGCUUUAA
Messenger RNA from Closterium sp. Yama58-4, 1524 nucleotides. NCBI's taxonomy places the organism in Eukaryota, Viridiplantae, Streptophyta, Zygnematophyceae, Desmidiales, Closteriaceae. The record is from the annotation of a GenBank genome assembly.